AGAGCUACAGUGGAGAGUUGGAGAUCUGAACAGUUUUGCCCUCCAUCAUGUGGUGCAAACAGUCAUUAUGAGGUGUGUGCUCCACCCUGCCAGCAAACCUGCAGUGGUCUCACUCCUCCUGAGGGCUGUGAUGAGAGCGCGGCCUGCAGUGAAGCCUGUGUGUGUGACGAGGGAUUCAUGUUGAGUCAUGACAAGUGUGUGCCUCUGGCAGAGUGUGGCUGUCAGUACGGAGGACAGUAUUAUCAAACUGGACAGGUGUUCUAUCCAGGAGAGUCAUGUAACCUUCAUUGUGUGUGUUCGGAAGGAGGAGAUACACAAUGUGAUUCUAACUUUCAGUGUUCAACCAGCGAGAAGUGUAUUGUGGAAGGGGGUUUUGCCUCCUGUUCUCCCAAAACUAUUGGUUCCUGUUCUGUAAGUGGAGUCAGGACUGUCAGGUCCUUUGAUGGACAGGCAUAUCCUCUGUGGGGCAACUGUUUAUUCACAUUGGCAGGAGUGGAGGAGAAGGACGGAGGUAUGGCAGCCUUCUCUCUAUAUGUACAGCAGAAAACCCAUAAGGAUGGUACUGUCGUUCGUAGUGUGGAGUUGCAGGUCUAUGGCAUGGAAAUCACUAUGGAGACUGGUGUUGUUUGGGAAGUCAAGGUUGAUGACAUCAGAGUCUCCCUUCCUGUGUCUCUGGCUGAUGGAAAAGUGCGAGCACAUCAAAAUGGCAUCAACAUCAUCAUUGAAACUGACUUUAAUCUGAAGCUGAGCUAUGACAGUGUGGCAGGCGUGUUACUACAAAUCCCAUCCACCUUUGGCAGCUCCCUACAUGGUCUCUGUGGAAACUUUAAUGGUAACCUGACUGAUGAUCUGGCAUCAGGAGGUAAGGGUCCAUCAGACACAGCAGCAGUUUGGGUAGUAAAGGAUGACACUCCAUGUGACACACGCUGUGGUGCCGGUUCCUGCCCUGGGCCAGAUGAACAGAAGGUCCCAGAAGCCAAAAAGGCCUGUGACAUCAUCAAAGCUCAGCAAGGCCCAUUUGAAGGUUGCCACUCAACAGUGUCCCCAACUCCUAACUACGAUGCUUGUGUCAGGCAAGGAAAUAUCUGAGCAUACGUCUAAUGUCAAAGUGAUGCAUUACAUACAUUAAUUC
This is a messenger RNA of Epinephelus fuscoguttatus (brown-marbled grouper), 1132 nucleotides long. Its product is annotated as IgGFc-binding protein-like. The record is from RefSeq and is a predicted model, not a curated record. The transcript is spliced from 5 exons. Bases 178 to 1089 code for a protein of 303 amino acids. Lineage: Eukaryota; Metazoa; Chordata; Actinopteri; Perciformes; Serranidae.